GACGCUCUUAAUAUCGAAAAACCAUAAGUAACGAUAGGCCCAUUUUGUUGGUGGUGUUCACAAUCUUCUCGCGCUUUCCCAGGAACUGGUCAAGAUGCCCAUCGCCGGGCUGUGCAUCGAACUGCGCCCGAACCUACGCAGCGGCGUGGUCUUCCUGCGAUUCGACCAACAGGUUUCGCAGAGCCAGAAGACUCGCGUCGUCGUCCGCGACUACAAUGUUUAUAUCAGCGAGAAACCUAAGAAUCAGGCAAUCGACUUGGAUUCCAGCUCCGAAAGCGACAGCGAGGACUCCGACAAGCUGAUGCUCAUCCGGCACGCGCAGUAUGGUAUGGACAUUGUCUGCCUGUCCACGUUCUUGGUCAGUGGCAGGAACAUCAGUUUCCGCUUCAACUACAACCAGAUUGAUCUGGCCAGCGUGGAUGGAAGCGCUGUGGACGUGCCUCUGGCGCCACUACUCCUCUCCUGCCAGGAGAACGAGCCCAUCACUAUCAACUGUCGUGAUUGCCGAGCGGAAUUGGUGGCAGGCCGAAGCUAUCGCAGGUUGAGGGAGUUUCCCAGCCUCUUGGUGGAUCCCACUGAGUUCUUUUGCCACAAUCAUGGACCAGCGGGCAAGACCCAACCAAUUAGCUUAGUGCCCGCCGAAACGGAUCUUUUCUAUGGCCUCAACUAUGUGGUCAUCAACUUUAACGAAGAAAGUUCGUGCAUGCUCAAUCGCGACGAUCACUUGUACUGCCAGCGCUGCAUGCGUUAUUUGGGGCUGACCAUGUUCGAUGGCGCCGCCGCUCGCAUCUGGGCUGAUGCAGUACGUUGGCGUCCCGCAGGAGCGGCGACAAAUGCCCCCGAUCGCCACUUCUUCCAAAACUCCACGCUAACGCAGCUUUUCAAGCGUCUGCUGCACUCGCUGUGGCCUCAACCGUUGCCUCAGCUCUGUUUGAACACCAGUCGUGCGGUGCUGGUCACCUCGCUGCCCAACCGAAAUCAGCAAUACAUGUUUUUGCACGUGGUGGAGUCACAGCUGCGUGUGCUGCGUCGCAUUCGCCCAAAUUCGAACCGACUACGCUGCUUUCGCGCCUGCAAGCUGUACUACGGCGUUUUUGGAGCCAAUCCGCCGCUGCUGGAGAAGUGGCAGGCGCAGCAGACGCUGCCCCAAAUGGAUGUAUCACCGAACAUGUUCCUAAAGAUUCAGAAGCGCCUCGAGACGAAUGGCCACUUGAUUCCGGACGCCUUGAGCACGAACUGUGCGGAGGAGCACCUGCAGUUGUCGUACUUCUUUUAUGAGAACGAGGAUCAACACGACGGCGGGGUCGUCGCUUCGGAUGUGUUUACGGAUCAAAUGAGCAACGUGUAUCAGAAGGAGGUGGAUCCGUACGAGACGGAUGCAGGACAUGCCAGCGAGAGCGAUGACGAGUACUCGGAUACGGACACCGCUUCGGGGGACACGGCGGCUUACUCGCUCGGCAUGCGUACCCUGCAGAAACGCAGCCCCACUCCGCCGCGGUCUUUCGCCAAAAUGGCCACCUCCGCCUCGCCGGAGGACAAGUAGUGACCCAAUCCGAUUCAAAAAUCAAGCAUAGCUUGUAUGUCGGAAACUAUGUUACUUGUUUUCACUAUACAAAGACGGACUUGGCCCAAUAAUUUGUCAAAGAUAUUUUUUUUUUAAAGUUAGCCCUUGAUUGAUAAUCAAUUCCAUCCAAAAUACUUUACUAUGCCUUUGAUUCAAAUCCUCACAUCCUUUGCUUUUGUUUAUCGUUAUACAUUCGCUUAGAAUGAAUUAACAGUACGCGGAAUUGAUAACGCCAAAGACUAUUUAUUGUUUUGUGAAGAAAAUUUUGAUUUUAUUGCUUGACUCGAUCGUUAUAUAUAUAUAUGUAUAUUAUAUAUAGUUUAACAAACGUUUUGCAACAAGUAUUAGCUGGAUAAACGACUUCUAUAUAUAUGUAUGUACUAGCACAAAUGCAGUGCGUUCCGUGACUGUAAGUGCCAAUGUCUUGGCCUUACAGCUGCGAAACGCACUGCACAUGUUUUGAAGAAAAGUAAGAAGAUUGUUUGCUUUUGCUUACACUUUGACGUUCCCUAUUAAUUCACUUAAGUUAACGAGAAAAAAAUGAGAGUAGAGUAAUAGUUUAAAAGUAAAAUUGAAAUAUUGAAAAUAUUCAAUUUUAAUAUAUUUUCAAAGAACUGAAUUAACAAGUUUUCCAAAAUGUGACUUACCAAAACAAAAAAAAAAACAAAAAAUGGACUAAACGAAAAAAGAAAAGUUAUUGCUUACGAAAAACAUAUAUUAUAAAUAUAUACUAAUAUACUUCAAUAUGUUUCCAGAAACAAGAUUAAAACAGAAUAUGUAUGAACUAUGAUUUAGCUGCGUAAACAUUUACACACAACUAUUAUUGUCCAACAUUUGUAAUUCUGUUCGCAACUACGCAUGUCAACGAAUAGCCGAGAAAAAUUGUAAUUUCAAAACUCUGAUGUAAAGUAUAUGGAAAACAACUAUUUAUAUGUAUAUAUUUAAAGUCAAAAUGGGAUGAAUGUAAGGCGGAGCAGUGCGCGCCGUGACUGUAAGACGGUACUACAGACAGUCAU
Messenger RNA from Drosophila melanogaster (fruit fly), 2580 nucleotides. RefSeq lists its product as uncharacterized. The record is from RefSeq and is marked reviewed. Lineage: Eukaryota; Metazoa; Arthropoda; Insecta; Diptera; Drosophilidae. The transcript has a single exon. The coding region runs from base 95 to 1543 and encodes 482 amino acids.